AUGGCCCUGAGGACCCCUGGCAGGGUUCCCCUGCUCCUUCUGGGGCUGCUGACCACAGGCCUGGCCCAUUUGCCACUCCCUGCUUCCACCCCUCGAGGCUUCUGGGCUCUGCCUGAAAACUUGACGGUGGUCGAGGGGGCCACUGCUGAGCUGCGGUGUGGGGUCAGCGCCCCUGGCAGUGCGGUGCAAUGGGCCAAAGAUGGGCUACUCCUAGGCCCUGAUCCUAGGAUCCCCAGCUUUCCGAGGUACCGCCUAGAAGGGGACCCCGAUAGAGGUGAAUUCCACCUGCACAUUGAAGCGUGUGACCUCAGUGACGAUGCAGAGUAUGAAUGUCAGGUCGGCCGCUCAGAGACAGGCCCCGAGCUCGUGUCCCCCAGAGUGAUCCUUACCAUCCUGGUGCCCCCCAAGGUGCUUCAGCUGACCCCUGAAGCAGGAAGCACAGUCACAUGGGUAGCUGGGCAGGAGUACGUGGUCAGCUGUGUGUCUGGGGAUGCAAAGCCAGCACCUGACAUCACCUUCAUCCAGAGUGGACAAACAAUUUCUGACAUCUCUGCUAAUGUGAAUGUGGGGUCCCAGGAGAAACUCUUCACCACAGAGGCCACAGCCAGGGUGACACCUCAGAGCUCAGAUAAUGGGAAGCUGCUGGUCUGUGAGGGCUCCAGCCCAGCAUUGGACACCCCUAUCCGGGUCUCAGUCACCAUGAAUGUUCUGUUCCCCCCAGGACCUCCUGUCAUUGAAUGGCCAGGCCUGGACGAGGGGCAUGUGCGGGCAGGACAGAGCUUGGAGCUGCUGUGUGUGUCCCGAGGGGGAAAUCCGCCAGCCACACUGCAGUGGCUGAAGAAUGGCCAGCCCAUGUCCACAGCGUGGGGCACAGAGCAUGCUGAGGCAGUGGCCCGAAGCAUGCUAGUGAUGAUUGUGCGACCAGAAGACCACGGGGCGAGGCUCAGCUGUGAGGCCCACAACAGCGUAUCGACGGGAAUCCAGGAACGUGGGGUCACCCUGCAGGUCACCUUCCCCCCCAGUGCCAUUACCAUCCUGGGAUCUGCGUCCCAGUCUGAGAACAAGAACGUUACACUCUCCUGCAUCACCAAGUCCAGUCGCCCACGGGUCCUGUUGCGAUGGUGGCUGGGUUGGCGGCAGCUGCUGCCCACAGAAGACAUGGUCAUGGAUGGCCUGCAUGGUGGCCACAUCUCCAUGUCCAACUUGACAUUCUUGGUGCGACGGGAGGACAAUGGUCUGACCCUCACGUGUGAAGCCUUUAGUGAGGCCUUCACCAAGGAGACCUUCAAGAAGUCACUUAUCCUGAACGUGAAAUAUCCUGCCCAGAAGUUGUGGAUAGAGGGCCCCCCAGAGGGACAGCGCCUCCGGGCUGGGACUCGGGUGAGGCUGGUGUGUUUGGCCAUUGGAGGCAACCCAGACCCAUCUCUUACCUGGUUCAAGGACUCCCGUGCGGUGACCGAACCGCGGCCGCCCCAGGAGCCGCGGCGGGUGCAGCUGGGAAGUCUGGAGAAGUCGGGGAGCACCUUCUCCCGCGAGCUUGUACUGAUCGCGGGUCCGUCGGACAACCAGGCCAAGUUCACGUGCAAGGCGGGUCAGCUCAGCGCAUCCACGCAGCUUGUGGUGCAGUUUCCCCCAACAAACGUGACGAUCUUGGCCAAUGCGUCGGCGCUGCGCCCAGGGGAUGCCUUAAACUUGACUUGCGUCAGCGUUAGCAGUAACCCUCCUGUCAAUUUGUCAUGGGACAAGGAGGGGGAGAGGCUGGAAAGUGUGGCCAUACCACCCCGUAGUGCCCCAUUCAAAGGAUCGGCAGCAGCCAGGAGUGUCCUUCUGAGAAUGUCAUCCCGUGACCACGGCCACCGAGUGACCUGCCGAGCCCACAGCACUGAGCUGCGGGAAACCAUGAGCGCCUUCUACCGCCUCAAUGUGCUGUACCCUCCAGAGUUCCUGGGGGAGCAGGUGCUUGUGGUGACCGCGGUGGAGCAGGGUGAGGCACUGCUGCCUGUGUCUGUGUCUGCCAACCCUGCCCCGGAGGCCUUCAACUGGACCUUCCGGGGCUACCGCCUCAGCCCAGCUGGUGGCCCUCGGCAUCGCAUCCUGUCUGGUGGAGCUCUGCAGCUAUGGAACGUGACCCGUGCUGAUGAUGGCCUUUAUCAGCUGCAUUGCCAGAACUCAGAGGGCACCGCCGAAGCACUAGUGCGGCUGGAUGUACACUAUGCCCCCACUAUACGAGUUCUCCAGGACCCUACUGAGGUGAAUAUUGGGGGUUCUGUGGAUAUAGUCUGCACCGUUGAUGCCAAUCCCAUCCUUCCAGGGAUGUUCAACUGGGAGAGGCUGGGAGAAGAGGAAGAGGACCACAGCCUGGAUGACAUGGAGAAGAUGUCAAAGGGAUCCACAGGGCGUCUUCGAAUUCACCAUGCCAAAUUGGACCAGGCUGGUGCUUACCAGUGCAUCGUGGACAAUGGAGUAGCACCUCCAGCCCGAGGGCUGGUCCGACUUGUUGUCAGAUUUGCCCCCCAGGUGGAGCACCCCACCCCCCUAACUAAGGUGGCGGCAGCUGGAGAUAGCACCAGUUCUGCCACCCUCCACUGUCGUGCCCGAGGUGUCCCUAACAUCGUCUUCACUUGGACCAAAAAUGGAGUCGCUCUGGAUCUCCAGGAUCCCAGAUACACAGAGCACACAUACCACCAGGGUAUGGUCCACAGCAGUCUCCUGACUAUUGCCAAUGUGUCUGCGGCCCAGGACUAUGCCCUGUUCACGUGCACAGCCACCAACCCCCUUGGCUCAGACCGCACCAACAUUCAACUCGUCAGCAUCAGCCGCCCAGAUCCCCCAACAGGAUUAAAGGUCAUGAGCAUGACCCCAUACUCAGUGGGGUUGGAAUGGAAGCCUGGCUUUGAUGGGGGUUUGCCACAGAGGUUCCAAAUCAGGUAUGAGGCUCUGGGGACUCCAGGGUUCCUCUACAUGGAUGUCCUACCACCUCAGGCCACCACCUUCACACUGACUGGGCUGCAGCCCUCUACACGAUACAGGGUCUGGCUGCUGGCCAGCAAUGCCCUGGGGGACAGCGGACUAAUGGACAAGGGGUCCCAGAUCUCUGUCACCACCCCAGGUCUAGACCAGCCUUCUGGACAACCUGACUAUCAACUGCCCACAGAGCAGCCUACAAGACCCUCAGGGCUGCCCCUGAUGCCUAUGCUGUUUGCUGUUGGGGGUCUUUUGCUGCUUUCUAACAUCUCCUGUGUUGGGGGAUUCCUCUGGCAGCGGAGACUGAGGCGUCUUGCUGAAGGCAUCUCAGAAAAGACAGAGGCAGGGUCGGAGGAAGACCGAGUCAGGAAUGAAUAUGAGGAGAGCCAGUGGACUGGAGGCCAGGACACUCAAAGCUCCAUGGUUAGCACAACAGAUGUAGAGCCAUAUUACCACUCCAUGAAGGACUUCAGCCCCCAGCUACCACCAACACUGGAGGAAGUGUCUUAUCCCCGAGGUCUCACACAUCUUGAGGAGGAUAUGGCUUUUCCUGGACACCUGUAUGAUGAAGUGGAAAGACUGAAUGCCCCAUCUGGGGCCUGGGGACCCCUGUAUGAUGAAGUACCAAUGGGCCUCUGUGAUCCCUGCUGGCCUGAGGAGACAUAUGAAGAUACAAGAGGAAUCUAUGAUCAGGUGGCAGGAGACUUUGACCCGAUGGAAACUGAUUCUCUACCUUUUGAGCUGAGGGGACAUCUGGUGUGA
Puma concolor (puma) is the source of this 3726-nucleotide messenger RNA. RefSeq names its product NPHS1 adhesion molecule, nephrin (gene NPHS1). The record is from RefSeq and is a predicted model, not a curated record. Gene Ontology annotation, biological process: cell-cell adhesion. Gene Ontology annotation, cellular component: plasma membrane; cell-cell junction. Gene Ontology annotation, molecular function: cell adhesion molecule binding. Lineage: Eukaryota; Metazoa; Chordata; Mammalia; Carnivora; Felidae.